UUAUCAUCACCAGGUUAACCUGGGGAAAUGAAAAGACUAGCAUUCAUGUUGAUGCUGAACUUACAAAAGCACUUAUGAUUUUAGUGUAGACAUGAAUAUUAUAGAAAAUCUACCACACUAAUAGACUUUAUGAUAUAUUGUUCAAGACUAAUUGAAUACACUUGGUUAUGCUCAUAUGGAUACUGAAUUGAAACAUGGACAAUCAAGUACAUUUCGUGGUAUUAUAACUAAUGCUGAAGCACAUACAAGAAUGGACAGUACAUAAUACGAAGAAAACUGCUGAUGUAGAUGUUAGUAUGCAUACAGACGUGUAAUACGAGUAUAUUCUUAACAAGUUUAUUUUGCAGCCUGAGCAUACCGUUUGUCACCUUGAGCGAAUUGCUAUAGACUCUCGUUGCAACAAUUAUGUUCCCAAAUAUGGGCUUAAAAGUUCCGAAAUUAGAUGAAUACUGGGAAGAACAGAUUUUCACUGAAGAUGGAUUAGGUUCUGCCGAUUUCAUUGAAGAAAUUGAAUCUUCCGGCUCUAAAAUUGUUAAAAUCACCGGUGUUAAUCCAAAAAAUAUUAAAUCAACUGUUUCAGUCAUAAUUAGAGAUGCCAAUAAAUUGAAUUUGGAAACUGAAAGAUCUAUUCAUGAUGCUUUAUGUGUCAUUAGAGGUCUUAUUAAGAAAAAAGCUUUAAUUGCUGGUGGUGGUGCUCCAGAAAUAGACCUAGUUGCCCAAGCGUUAGAAGUUAUCCCAGCUACUUUAGCUAUAAACGCUGGUUUAAGUCCAAUUAAUGUAGUUACUUAUUUAAGAAAUAGACAUGAAAACGGUGAACAAAAUGCUGGUACCUCUGUAAGAAGAUCUGGCACUUCAAAUCUUCAACAUGUCUUACAACCAGUUUUAGUUAGUAUUUCAUCAACCAGUUUGGCUUCUGAAUGUGUUGAAGCAAUCUUACGUAUUGAUGAUAUCACUUUUGGUCGUUAA
Molecule: messenger RNA, 966 nt
Organism: Hyphopichia burtonii NRRL Y-1933
Lineage: Eukaryota; Fungi; Ascomycota; Pichiomycetes; Serinales; Debaryomycetaceae
Exons: 3
Coding region: 406-966 (186 amino acids)
Biological process (GO): protein folding
Cellular component (GO): chaperonin-containing T-complex
Molecular function (GO): ATP-dependent protein folding chaperone; ATP binding
Source: RefSeq, a predicted model, not a curated record